GCGAAGAGGUGCAACCGCCACGCUUAUCCUCAACCAGAAUGGGGGCCAGGAAGAAGAGGCGCAGCCGCCACGCUUGUCCUCAACCAGAAUAGGGGCCAGGGGGUGCAGUCGCCACGCUUAUCCCGGUGCCAGGCGAAGAGGUGCAGCCGCCGCGCUUAUCCUCAACCAGAAUGGGGGCCAGGGGGGAAGAGGCGCAGCCGCCACGCUUAUCCUCAACCAGAAUAGGGGCCAGGGGGCGAAGAGGUGCAGCCGCCACGCUUAUCCUCAACCAGAAUGGGGGCCAGGGGGAAGAGGCGCAGCCGCCACGCUUAUCCUCAACCAGAAUAGGGGCCAGGGGGCGAAAGGUGCAGCCGCCACGCUUAUCCUCAACCAGAAUGGGGGCCAGGGGGAAGAGGCGCAGCCGCCACGCUUAUCCUCAACCAGAAUAGGGGCCAGGGGGUACAGCCGCCACGCUUAUCCGGUGCCAGGCGAAGAGGUGCAGCCGCCACGCUUAUCCUCAACCAGAAUGGGGGCAGGGGGAAGAGGCGCAGCCGCCACGCUUAUCCUCAACCAGAAUAGGGGCCAGGGGGUACAGCCGCCACGCUUAUCCGGUGCCAGGCGAAGAGGUGCAGCCGCCACGCUUAUCCUCAACCAGAAUGGGGGCCAGGGGGGAAGAGGCGCAGCCGCCACGCUUAUCCUCAACCAGAAUAGGGGCCAGGGGGCACAGCCGCCACGCUUAUUCGGUGCCAGGAGAAGAAGUGCAGCCGCCACGCUUAUCCUCAACCAGAAUGGGGGCCAGGGGGACGAGGCGCAGCGAAGAGGUGCAGCCGCCACGCUUAUCCUCAACCAGAAUGGGGGCCAGGGGGAAGAGGCGCAGCCGCGAAGAGGUGCAGCCGCCACGCUUAUCCUCAACCAGAAUGGGGGCCAGGGGGACGAGGCGCAGCCGCGAAGAGGUGCAGCCGCCACGCUUAUCCUCAACCAGAAUGGGGGCCAGGGGGAAGAGGCGCACCAGAGGGGCCAGGGGGAAGAGGCGCAGCCGCGAAGAGGUGCAGCCGCCACGCUUAUCCUCAACCAGAAUGGGGGCCAGGGGGAAGAGGCGCAGCCGCGGAAAGGUGCAGCCGCCAGGCUUAUCCUCAACCAGAAUGGGGGCCAGGGGGACGAGGCGCAGCCGCGAAGAGGUGCAGCCGCCACGCUUAUCCUCAACCAGAAUGGGGGCGAAGAGGUGCAGCCGCCACGCUUAUCCUCAACCAGAAUGGGGGCCAAGGGGAAGAGGCGAAGAGGUGCAGCCGCCACGCUUAUCCUCAACCAGAAUUGCGAAGAGGUGCAGCCGCCACGCUUAUCCUCAACCAGAAUGGGUGCCAGGGGGAAGAGGCGAAGAGGUGCAGCCGCCACGCGUAUCCUCAACCAGAAUGGGGGACAGGGGGAAGAGGCGCAGCCGCGAAGAGGUGCAGCCGCCACGCUUAUCCUCAACCAGAAUGGGGGCCAGGGGGAAGAGGCGCAGCCGCGAAGAGGUGCAGCCGCCACGCUUAUCCUCAACCAGAAUGGGGGCCAGGGGGAAGAGGCGCAGCCGCGAAGAGGUGCAGCCGCCACGCUUAUCCUCCACCAGAAUGGGGGCGAAGAGGUGCAGCCGCCACGACGAGGCCGGGAGGGCUUAUCCUCAACCAAUAUGGGUUUCCGAGGUGUGGAAGCUCGAGCUGAAGAAGACGGAGGCAAGGACGAGGUGUGGAAGCUCAAGCUGAAGAAGACGGAGGUGUGGAAGCUCAAGCCGAAGAAGACAGAGGUGUGGAAGCUCAAGCUGAAGAAGACGGAGGCAAGGACGAGGUGCUCGAAGCCAGAAAGCGCGGCAGUAGAAGGGGGUGAAGGCGAGGACGUGCGCAUCCUCAACCCGAAGAGAGACGGAGACGGGGACGAGGCCGGAGAGCUUGCGUGCAGAAGCGGCAAUUUGGUCAGACAGCUCAAGCAGUGGCGCCGAAACGGAUCGCCGACAUACGAAGCGGCGUUUGGAAUGGGGUCGCUGUGUGUGCUAUCUACCAGCGAACAGUAUGGCUUGCGCGCAAAGGCUGGACAGCCUCCGAAGUUCAAGCCAUCAUGGAGCUGGCUGCACAAGAAGUCACCCCGCCUGAAGCAUUUCUUGCUGGGUCGGCCAAUCCUGCGGGCGAACCCAUCCAUGAGCAGUAGCAGCCGCCAAUAUGUAAAAGCUGCAUCAAGCCCACGCAGUGGUAUCGGAAGCUGGCGUCUUCUCUCUGCUUAUGUGGGAUGCCGCAAAGCUGCACAGCGCAUUGCUGCUGCGACAAAGAAGGAUGCACGAGGUUCAUUUUGGCAAGGGAAGAAGGCAAUGCUGAGGGUCUACCGCCGAAGAUGGUGGCUAGCUCGGAGGAGACUGAAGCGAAGGUAUUCUGCGCUGAUGGUGAGGACGGAGAAGCCUUUUCUGAGCUACAAAGCCGCGAAGUGGGCAAUUGAGGAGAACAUUCUACAAGCUGGCUUUCGAGUUCAGAUUUCACGGCAGAACCACCCGCAGUGGAAAUUCUUGACUGAAACCGGCAGCCUCCUAUUCUUCCAAAGCUUGAAUGAAAGCUUGGGUCUCGCACAGAAACAAUUGGCGACUGCGACGUGCUCCGUCAACAAUGCACUGGGCAGACAAGCAUGUGACAUCACUCUGCAGGGAGCCCAAGACCUGUUGAAGGCACGUGGUUAUGAGCAUGAUUGGUGCACAUUUUUGAGACAGGGCGGCAGGAUACUGUCUCCUUUGGUCGUGGACUGCGCCCUGGAAAAGAGCGGCUUCAAGUUGCAGCAUUGUCAAAACCUGGAGGUCUGGCCAGCUGGAGCACAGAGUAUUCUACAGAUUCGCGGUGACCGGAACUCUUGCCAUGAGCGCUGGGUCGCUCUCAUAUCUUGUCAUAGCCGAAUCUAUUUGUUGGAUUGCUUCCAAGACGAGCCUGAGCCCACCGUCAAUUGUCAGCUAGGCGUGCAACCUUGCGACACAUACGCAGUAAUCCGGCUUUGA
Messenger RNA from Symbiodinium sp. CCMP2592, 2983 nucleotides. The record is from the annotation of a GenBank genome assembly. NCBI's taxonomy places the organism in Eukaryota, Dinophyceae, Suessiales, Symbiodiniaceae.